CGGGCAUUAAUGGCAAACGCCUAAUGAAGAACGGCCAUUCCCUGGCUCGAUAAAUUACCCCGAAGGAGAAGAAAAAAGGGACUUUCUAACGGACCGACACAUACACUCGUCCUCACAGGAAACGCGACACAAUAGCCACCAUGAACAGAUUCCGUCCCAAAAAGAAGGUGAAGGAAGAUACUGCCUCCGCGCCGAGGGCUUCCCACGAGUCUAAAUCUCCUAUACCCUUUCGCUUGUUCGGCAAGGGGAAGAAAUCCCAAGAAGAGGAGCCGAAAAAGGAGCUUGACCUGGAAAGGGCCUUGCCGCCGAGCGAUGAUUUCCGGACGAGUUUGCUAAUGACGGGCCUCUCUGCACGAUUCUCUAUGCUCAGAGAACAAGACGACCCGAACACCAAGAUUGGCAAGGCCAGCGACGACAACGUCUUGUUUCCUAACCGGCAGUCGAGGCUGAUGGAUUUCGACUUGGGUGCAAGCGCCAAUGGACUUUCAGUUAUCGCCGAGGUCGAGUCCAUCAGGAAAGAGGCAGCACCCUUUACCAGGAUGGACUCGUACCACUCCGCAGACGCCAGCUCAAUCUCGGGAAGCGUUAUGGACCGAGCCAAGCCUGGUGAAGGCAACAACCUGUUCGGCGGACGACAGAAGGUUUAUAAGCUUCCCUCCGGAACCGCAUCUUCGAAAAACCUCGAGGGCGGCGGUAUGAGUAGGCGUGUCCUCUGCGACGACGACAUUUCCAAGUCGGCUUUCCAAAGAUGGAGACAAGCUGAGAAAUCCAAAAUGGCAUUUAAUGAUAAACAAGACCAGAUACGGUCGAGUAUCGACCUAACGCGCGCCGAGUCUCCCCCGCCCACGGGCUACAACAGCAAGCGGGAGACGAACUCGAUAAUAUCGUAACUCAACCCCCCCACAUCCGAAACACCCCCGCAUCCGAAACACCCCAUUUCUCCUCCUUCACCACCAUCACCGCCUUUUUCAAACUAUUAUAACAAUU
Messenger RNA from Colletotrichum destructivum, 987 nucleotides. RefSeq lists its product as uncharacterized. Bases 141 to 890 code for a protein of 249 amino acids. NCBI's taxonomy places the organism in Eukaryota, Fungi, Ascomycota, Sordariomycetes, Glomerellales, Glomerellaceae. The transcript has a single exon. The record is from RefSeq and is a predicted model, not a curated record.